UUUCACGUUGCAAGACAAAUACCGGUAACAAUAACAUAAUAAACAACCAGCUGUUGCAUCAGGGGUAUGCGCAGCAGCGCGCCACGGUCUCCAGCAGAAGAUGGCAGUGUUUCAAACCCUCCCAGUGGGCAGGGAGAGCUCAUUCCUGGGUCGGAGCCGGCCGGCAGCAGCGCGGUAUAGCCUCCAUAAUUUGGUAUAUAAGUCGCAGGACUAGCCAGACUAUGAAAAAAAGUGCGACUUAUAGUCCGGAAAAUACGGUACAUACCCCACCAGGUGCGUCCCCUGAGGACAAGUAGGAGCCCCCUGCUCCGUUCUCAUUGUUGAAAAAAAAAUUGUCAACCGUAUUAAAUGACCAGCUAAUCACAUCCAUGAUGAAUAAAAAUAGAGUUUUAGGAGAAAUGCAGAGAAGUGCUCUGUAGGCAGACAGGACAAGAGCCUUGGAAAAUAAGAUGAGGGAGAGAAAAGAGAUGUCUUUGUACUCUCUUAGGGGUAAUAGUUUGUUGCUGCUAAACAGCUGCUUUCUGUCUGUUCCAGAAUCAGUUAAAGAAACACAACAGUUGCAGUUAGAUGUCAAGAACAACAAGGAUCACCUGACCUCAGUGAUGGAAUCUCUCAAGCAGCUGUCGGUGCUCAAAUCUCUCAGCAGAAAUGUUGCUUCACUCAAAUGCUCCCUCCAGCUCAUCAUCAACAACAGUUCAUCAGGUCAAUGUUGUCCUCUUGACUGGAUUUCGUUUGGCUCUAACUGUUAUCACUUCAGUACAGAGUUUCUGUCCUGGAAUAAGUCCAAAGACUGGUGUGAGAAUCAGGACGCUCACCUGGUGAUCCUGAACAGUGACCAGGAGUGGGACUUUGUGACCAAACACUCUAUUCCUGGGGCGUACUGGGUGGGACUGACUGAUGGAAGGACUGGGAGGUGGGAGUGGGUCAACCAGACCCCAUACAGGAUGGAGCGCAGGCGGUGGUCACCCGGGCAACCUGACAGCUGGACGGGUCACGGUUUCGGUGCCGGGGAUGAGGACUGUGCUCACCUUAACAGUCAUGGAUGGCUGAACGACCUGCACUGUAACAUCCAAUUAAAUUUCAUCUGUCAGAAACGCAGCUCGCACUCCUAAAAACACCUGCUACAGGCUCCGCCCACAAGCUGUUGUCAGGCUGGUUGUGUGUUGAUGUGAUGAGUCAGGAGUGGAAUUAAAGAGACCUGUGUGAAUUGGA
Nothobranchius furzeri (turquoise killifish) is the source of this 1212-nucleotide messenger RNA. Lineage: Eukaryota; Metazoa; Chordata; Actinopteri; Cyprinodontiformes; Nothobranchiidae. The record is from RefSeq and is a predicted model, not a curated record.